AAAGUAGCCAAACGGAGAACGUUACCAUGGUUGCAUUCUGAAAGCGCAAGGAAGCAAAACGUUUGCAUAGUAGGUUGGAGGCCAUUGCUAGUAGGUUGGAGGGCAUCGCUAUUGGAAACAAAGAUAAAAGAAAAGGAAGAACGGUCUAAUUCAAACCUUGCUCACAUUUCGUUUUUCUGUGACUUGCGCUACAGGAGAAUAUGCCAGCGGACCAUUUCCAAGUGAAGCUUUCGGGCAACUGGAAGGACUACAAAGGGAAUGAAGACAAGAUCUUGAAGCGCGCAUACCUUGCCGGUUUCCCUCAUGCCAAGUACAAGCUCCGAGGCCAGUCCUAUGAGGUUGACUUCAAGAGCAUGACCCAGAAGAACAUGCGCACGGGAAAAUCUCGUGACAUUCGUGCGCCCUACAAGUGGAAGCAGCCAGAGAAGCCCAUCGUGGAAGCCGGCCCAACAUUCUGCAUCAAA
Durusdinium trenchii is the source of this 464-nucleotide messenger RNA. The record is from the annotation of a GenBank genome assembly. Lineage: Eukaryota; Dinophyceae; Suessiales; Symbiodiniaceae.